This is a messenger RNA of Paramecium sonneborni, 1735 nucleotides long. The record is from the annotation of a GenBank genome assembly. NCBI's taxonomy places the organism in Eukaryota, Ciliophora, Oligohymenophorea, Peniculida, Parameciidae.
AAUGGAUCAAUUUACAAUACCAAAUGGUUUUAAAUUAGAACCGUAUCCUCCCAAAUAAGGAGGAAAUGGAGAAAUAUUUACGUGUAGUAAAGAUGGCAAAUUAUAUGCGAUGAAAGUCUUUAGGAAAAAUAUUGAACAAUAUUUACAUGAAGUUAAUAUAUGCACAACUUUGAAAAGUCAUGUCAACAUUAUUAAGCUAAUUGAUAAUUUUCAAUGGGAAGGUAAUAGAGUAAUAAUCUUGGAAUAUUGUUCAAAAGAUCUUAAGACAUAUUUAAAUGAAAAUCAAUAAUUAUCAGAAUUGGAUAGGAUGAACAUCUUUACAUAAAUUGUUAGUGCAUUUAAAUCUAUAAUUGAAGAUUUGAAUAGUGUAGAGAUGCAUUUUUCACAUAGAGAUAUAAAACCUGAAAAUUUAAUGUUUGGAGAUGAUAAUUUAAUUAAGAUUAUAGAUUUUGGUGAAAGUAGAAUAUCUGAUAAUGAUAAUUAAAUCCCCACAUUGAAGAAUUAAGUGUGUGGUACUCCAGGAUAUAUGGAUCCAUUAAUGGAAUAUGGAGGUGAAGGGUUUUAAGAGAAAUCUGAUUUAUGGUCAUUGGGAGCCACCUUAUUUUAUAUAUUAAAAAACUAAAGAUUAGAAAUAAAUAGUAAAGAGAUCAAUUUGAAAGCUUUUAAAGUUACAGCUAAUAAAAGAAAGGAAACUAAAUUAGAACUGGUAUAAUCAAUGAUUAAUGAAUAAUUGAUUCAACUGCCAUUUUCAGAUUAAUGUAAACAGCUUUUAGAUAAAUUAUUGAAGGUAGAUCAAAAUCAAAGAUAUGGAUGGAAUCAACUUUUUGAAAAUGAAUUAAUUAAGUAAUUAUUAGAAUAAAUACACCACCUCGGACAAUAUUAAUAGAAAGUGGAUAGAAAGAAACCCAAACCCAUAAAAUUGUCAUAUCAAAUGAAUAAAGACUUUUUAUCGAUGAAUUUCAAGUAGUAAGCAGGUCCAAUAUUGACUGAAACAUUAUAUGUUAUUAUAAGUAAAGGAAAAUAGUGUGCCUCAACAGCUAUAGAAAUGUUUAAGUACUUUAAUCAAAUGAAAUUUGUAAAUGAGGAUUUUAUGAAUAAUUGGUAAAACUUUGAAAAAUGUAAUUAUUUGUUACAUUUGAGAUCUCUCAUUGUUCUGAAUAAUUACAAUUAAAUAUUUACCUUAAAAACUCACAAGUCAGGUCAAGAGACUAUAUAAUAAUAGUUAUUUGAGGAUUUGACCAAUGGAAAUUUAUAGAAUCAAUAGAUAUAUGAGAGAAUUCAGUUAUAAGUUUAUUAUCUAUUUGAAGAUGUAAGAAAGAGUUUACAAGGGAGUGGUUUAGAAACAAGGAUAUUGAAUCUAACUAAGUCAUAAUCAAAAGAAGUGAGCGAAUAUAAUUAAACAUUGGAAUUUACAGAAGAAGAGAGAGAGUAUUUUUAAUAUAAAAAGGACGAUAAAAACAAUAUUAAAAAUCGUCCUGACUAUUAUGAUAAACCUUAUUUUUAUGAGAUCUUCAAAUCAUAUCUUUUGAAAUGCAUAAAAGUCUUAAUAGAUAAUUACGAUUAAGAAGGAAUUAAGAUUUUAAGUGACAUGAUUGUUUCCUAUAACCUAGAAGAAUUCUAUAAUAAAUGCACAUAAUGCAAAAUUUAGAAUUACCUAUAUAACUAGAAUGAUCAGAACCAGGAAGUUUUUUAUGCUAAAUUGAAAGCCAUUUAUAAUUCAUUUAUUGAGAAGUGA